Phalacrocorax carbo (great cormorant) is the source of this 1702-nucleotide messenger RNA. The record is from RefSeq and is a predicted model, not a curated record. NCBI's taxonomy places the organism in Eukaryota, Metazoa, Chordata, Aves, Suliformes, Phalacrocoracidae.
UGCCCCCGAGGUGAGCGCUUCCCCGAGGCUCGACUCCGAGGCGCUGCCGCCCGCCCCGCCGGCCACCGCCCAGGCGCACCGCUGGCAACCAGAGAAUCAACGCCGCCUCCCCGCCUCCAGCCCCGCCCCGUGCUCCGGCGGGGCGGGGGGACGCCGUGGCGCGGUUUUCGGAGCGGGCGCCAUGCGGAGUCGCGCGGAGGUGGACGUUACGCUGCAGACGGCGAAACUGAACCCGGCGGAGCUGUUACCGACCGUCCACUGCCUCAGCUUCGGUCCGCAGGCCGCCGCCGGCGGGUGCUGCCUGCUGCAGCUGGAGCCGGGCCUCUGCGCCGAGCUGGAGGCGGGACGCAGCCUGGUAAUCCGUGGUGAAAAGGAUGAACAAGCAGUGUUGUGCAGCAAAGAUAAAACUUACGACAUGAAGAUAGCAGAUACCUCAAAUAUGCUGCUGUUUAUUCCUGGUUGCAAAACUCCAGAAGAGCUGAAUGCAGACCAAGUAUCUUGUAAUAUUAUUCAUUCAGAGAUUGCUGGCUUCUCCAAAAACUAUUGGGAAUUAAGGAGAUGUCGACCUAAACUGAAGAAACUGAGGAAGCUUUUAAUGGAAGAUCCAUAUGAAGGGCCAGAUAGUCGGAAAGAUCAGGCUUUGACAUUUUCAAAGUAUACAACAGAAGAUUUGUUAAGUCUGAUUCAAGCAAGUGAAGAAGAAAUACUGCACCAAUUACAGGCUAUCGAUGCCUGCAAAAUUGAAGGAUACUGGAGAAUUCUAGAAUUUGACUAUGAGAUGAAACUCUUGAAUCAUGUGACUCAGCUAAUAGACUCAGAGUCCUGGUCUUUAAGUAAGGUUCCUUUACGUACCUGCCUUGAGGAACUUGGAUCUUUAGAGCCCACAGAGAUGAUAGAACAUAUUCUUUUAAGCUAUGGAAGGAAAUACAUUGAUGAUGGGGAGGUUUACUUUGAAAUGCAUGAAGAUAAAAUAUGCAGAGCUAUAGCACAAAUGCUGCUGCAAAAUGCAGUUAAGUUCAAUCUAUCAGAGUUUCAAGAAGUCUGGCAACAAAGCGUCCCUGAAGGGAUGACAACAAGGCUUGAUCAGCUGAAGGGCGUGGCUCUUGUGGAUAAAAGCUCAAGACCAGACACCAUCUUUCUGCUAAAAGUAGAAGACUUACCUGAAGACAAUCAGGAAAGAUUCAACAGCUUAUUCAGCAUACGGGAAAAGUGGACAGAAGUGGAUAUUACCCCUUAUAUACAAGACCUAUGUGCAGAGAAGCAGACAGUUGGUGCUCUUCUGACAAAAUACGCUCGCUCCUCCAUGCAGAAUGGUGUUAAAGUUUAUAAUUCUAGAAGACCCAUCUCAUAACAAGUGUUGUUUUAAGAACUGAGAACACCAAGUGGAGUAACAGUGAAUAUUGCUUGUUGCUGCCUUCUGGGGAAAGGAGUUGUCAACCAAUAUUGUACACUGGAGUUUAAGCAGCUAAGCUUCUUGAAUGAGGUCUGUUUUCUGCUCAGCUAAGUAGAAGCUGAGGGCACUUGCUUCUGCUAAGAAACUAUAGUGUCAGCAGGCUUUGCCUGCCUUCCUUUGCCCAUCUUCCUUUUCCUUUCUGUCUGUAGUUAUGCCAGGACGCAAGAUACUUCUUGAAUAAACUUAAUCUGUCUACCCAUAAACUGAAGUCUGACAUUAAAUAUUAAAACCUCCUUGAUAAUAAUUGAA